Paramuricea clavata is the source of this 477-nucleotide messenger RNA. Lineage: Eukaryota; Metazoa; Cnidaria; Anthozoa; Malacalcyonacea; Plexauridae. The record is from the annotation of a GenBank genome assembly.
AUGGGGAAAACCCAGAAACAAGAGGUCGAGACAAGCAUCCCAGCACAGAGCCAAGGGUCUGUGGAAGGCUCCAGGUUAAAUUACCAGGAUCUAAUUACCCACACGAUUGCAGUUAUGUUUCUGCUGGCAAACAAUAUGAAGGAAAUUAGGUAUAAAAACACUGACAAAUUUGUCCAGGAAAAUGUAACUGUAACCGUUACAUGUAAGCCAAAGAAAGUGUACCCAAGCUCAGCAAUGAAUUGGGUUAAUGACCUCUAUAGCAUAUGCCAUCUCUUUCCGGAAGAACAUGAAAUAGGAAAUGACACCGAGUCCAUUACCUUAACUCAUGUACCAGAUCCUGUUGGAAAGUCUGCAUGUACCAGCGAUUCUUUAAUUGAUCUAUCUGGCAACAAAUUUGAUACUCAGUUGCAGGAUGAACAUCAAGAUUUCCAACCACUCAGCAUGGGUAUUUUAUUUAACAUGGCUUUUGGUGGUUAG